UAUGAAUGUGCUUGGGUAGGGCUAUGGCUGACAUGAUAGAGACAUGUAUGCCCAACCAUAGAUAGCAAUUUCGAUUUAUCUCAAUUAAAAAGCCUGAAAUUCGAAAUCUUUAACAGAAACUGCCCAAUUAAAAGCUCAAAAUGUGGAGGUCCCUGUAUAUACUCUGCUUGGCCAUGCUGGUGUCCAAGGUGGCGUCUCAAAUCCUCUCCAUGUCAACAUGCGACAACACCAAGAGCUCAGUCAUCAUCGAACGGAAUGCUGAUGCGUUCAUCGCUGGGCUGUUUAGUCUUCGCAACCGAGGGCAGAACGGCCAAGGCUGUGGUACUCCAGAUUCAGUUAUUCUUCCGUCCUUUGAAGCUGCUCGUUUUGCAAUCAAUAAAAUCAACAGCCAAAAUUACAUACCAGGGGUAAAGCUAGGGAUGAAGGUGUUUGAUACAUGUGGGCGACCAGAGAUUGCUGCCAAGGAGAUCAUGCAGGUCUACCCGAAUUAUUAUUCCAAUAGCAGAUUCUGCCAAAACACCUCUGGAAAGAUGUUUCUGGGUAUCAUUGGUGCCAGUAAAAGUGGCGUGAGUACAAGCGUGGCUGACUGGCUGGGGAAGCUCAAGGGAGCGCAGGUCUCACCAUCAUCGACCAGCACUGACCUUGGUGAUAUCUCCAAAUACCCAUCAUUCAUGCGAACCAUACCUUCAGACUCACUGCAGGCCACGGCCAUAUUGGAAGUCCUAAAGAAACUCAAAUGGAAAUUCAUUAACCUCGUUUACAGCAAUGAUGUCUACGGGAAAGAUGGUUACAGCGAGCUUCUAAGGCUUGCCCUCGACAAUGGCAUCUGCGUUACCCAAGCUAUCCCAGUUGAUCCAGCAAACACCGACCCAACCGUCGUUAAAAGCACCCUGGAACGCCUGGCUGGAAGUUCAGCCACAGCUGUGGUCUAUUUUGGUUCUCCGAUCAUCCCGAAAGCGCUGUUAGACCAGGCCAGUAGUGUCGGCGGCACUGGCAAGCUGCAGUGGCUAUUCUCUGGUACUAUAGGAGGAAACCAAUACUUCGCGAAGAGCAGCCAAAACACCCGUGGGUAUCUGUCCAUUGCACCAGGCUCCAGAGAGAGUUCCGAGUUCAAAACGUAUUGGCUGUCCUUGGACGAAAAGAACAACGCUGGUAACCCGUGGCAUGCGGACUGGUACAUGAGCGUCAAUAACUGUAAGCUACCAGGUGUGACAUAUGCACCUUACGGCACCCUAGCCAAUUGCCCGACCAUCAGCCCUUCCCAGAAGAGUGACGAGUAUGUCCAGAACCAGUAUGCGUUGAGCACCAUUGAUGCUGUCUACACAUUCGCCGCCGCCCUGAAGAAAGCACGGUCAGACAAAGGCUGCGGAUCUUCUACUCCAGCAUGCCCAGCGGUAUCUGCAAUGACAACAGAUGAUUUCUUCAAUAAUUACCUAAAGAAAGUCGAUAUAACGUUCGGAUCUGCUGAAGGUCUUCCAAGUCUUACAACCAAUGCGCUUCCUACCAACACAGCCCACAAGAUCUCAUUCGAUGGCGCCGGUGAAAGGAUGAACUCCUAUCUUGAAGUGUGGAACUACAACGACAUUGGAGGAAAAUGGUUACCAAAGAAGGUCGGCUACUAUUACAAGCAGAAGCUCGACUUGUUCACUGGUAAAAUCAAGAUGUAUGACGCAAUCAGGACAACUGCUCUCCCGACUCUACCGGACUCGCUCUGUCCACCAGCUGGCUGUGGUAUCUGCCUGACCUUUCAGUCUCCAACAACGUACCUUAGAAUUCUCGGGGACAUCUACAUCAACGCCGUCUUCUCGGUUCAUAACAACGUGAACGGGAUCACCUGCAGCAGAGUCAGAGCCGAUGGGGCACAGUUGUCGCAAGCCUUCAUCUACGCCAUUAAGAACGUCAAAACAAAAUUUCCUAACAUUCUGAAAAAUAUUCGCCUCGGAGCUUUAGGGUUCGAUGACUGCAGCAGUAAUGCUCUGGCGUCCAGUAUGGUGUCUAAUUACCACAGUGGUAUAAUCACGGUGAUUGGAGCAGAUGGGAAGGAGAUCAAACCACUGAACACAGUAGCCUACACGGCGGCUCACGACAGCACGAUCUCCAUUACUGUUGCGGAGGUGCUAAACAAGAUCAGAAUGCCCCAGGUCGGCUAUAGGUCCACCAGUACCACCCUUUCUGACCGGAGUAAAUUUCCGUACUUCAUGCGGACUGUACCCAAGGACAACAAACAAGCAAGAGCCAUCGUCCUGGCGCUGAAACAGAUGGGAUGGGAUUACGUCCAGGCUGUCCAGGCUCCAGAUGAUUACGGUCGUGAGGGAGUACGGGAGUUCAUCUCACAGGCAGCUUCAGAAGGCUUGUGCGUUACCGCGAAAUUUGAAAUCGGCACACAAGGAUCGUAUGAAGAAAUUGUAAAUAAACUUCUUGCGAAGAAGGAAGCAAUGGUGGUCGUAGUUUUUGGUGAAAUAGAAGAUUUCCGUGGGCUGUUGCAGGCAAUUAAGACAUUGAAGAAAGAAGGACAGCUUCUCCUCUUUGGAAGUGAAACUUGGGGCAACUCACUGCAAGUCACUCGAGGGCUUGAAGAUACAGCUGUUGGCAGCUUUUCUGUCAAGUUGUCUUCACCGUUCUUAACGAAAUAUGAGAACUACCUGAAGGCCCUUCAGGUCAGCACGUAUGUCGAGAAUCCGUGGUUCAGGGAGUUCUAUCAAGAGGCACACAACUGUUAUCUCUCGGCAGCUCACCAGCCAUUCUACCAUAAACCUUGCAGCACGAACCAACCAAUCACAGACGGGGUCUACUUCGAACAAGACGAAUAUGCGUACUACAUCAUCAAUGCUGUCUACGCCAUCUCAAAUGGACUUGACAGGACCUUAGCCCAUUUCUGUGGUGGUACAGGGUAUAGUGGUGUUUGCAACAAAUUCAUCAAUGCCCCGACCAGGGGUGAGGUGCUCCUUGCUGAGAUCGAGAAGGCUGCCUUUAGUGAUGAGGCAAACAAGCCAUUCAGAUUUUUAGACAGAGAAGGGGAAGGCAUUUAUGAAAUCUACAACUACAAAAAUAACAAACAAUACGACAAGCUAGGUGAAUUCAAGUUCGCCACUAACAGACUCGAUAUUAACUCAGCGCAGGCCGAGUUUUACAACAACCUAGCAGUGGUCUCGAAGUGCGCCGGUGGCACCACCUGUCGGACAUGUUUGCAGAAGUUAACCAGUAAGGUCAUGCAUUUGGAUGGUCAGAUCCUCAUCGGGGCUCUCUUUCCAAUCCAUUACACUGGAGGCAACAUUUACACUUGCGGGGACAUCAAACCCUACAACGGAUUCCAAUACAGUGAAGCCUUUGCCUGGGCUAUUGAUGAGGUCAACAAAGGUGCGGCUGGCAGCGCCCCCGUCAGAUUAGACGGCGUCAAAUUGGGCGGCGUAGGAUUGGAUGAUUGCUCAAGUGAAAUGCAGGCGUCAAAUCUGGUUUCCACAGUCCAUUCGCAGACGUUACAACUCAGCAAGAACGGGCAGACGAUCAACCCAACACGCAUACAUGCCUGGUUAUCCUAUGGCAGUUUGACCUCCAUGAAGGUCGGGGAGAUGUUACGACAGCUUCAGCUUCCGCUAGUCAGCCCGAGUGCCACCAGCACAGUUCUCAAGGACAAGGUCGAGUACAGUACAUUCUACCGGACCGUACCACCAGACGACAAACAAAUGACAGGAAUGGCCGCACUCAUCUCCAAACUCAGGGUUAGCUGUAUCCAAACUGUGCACAGCGGAAACAUCUAUGGUAGGACUGCUUUCUCUCAGUUUAGGAGAGCCGCCAAGGAUAAAAAACUGUGCAUCCCUGCUUGCUUUGAAAUGGACGCUGAUGGUGGUAACGCGAAUGCGAUAAUGGUAGAGCUAGCGAAGUCAACCACAAGAGUAGUCCUCGUCAUCGCUGAGCCAGAGCACGUCGCGAAGUUGUUGGCUGCAAAGAAGAACGUGUCAGCGGCGGGGAAUAUACAAUUCAUUGGGUCAGAAAACUGGGGGACCCUUAAGGCAGUUGUACGUGGCUACGAAAAUCAGGCUGCAAAUGCGGUUACCAUGAAAGUCCAAGCGCCUGUCAUUCCAGAAUUCACCAACUAUAUGAGCACCAAGUACGCCACAAAGAAUAGCAGGAACCCUUGGUUUGAUGAAGCCUUCCAGCAAUUCUAUCAAUGUGACAUAGGAAGUGCAACCAAGUACGGAAAACCCUGCAUCAAUGAAGGUACCACCUCUUUCACGAUGUCACCCAACUUCGAACAAGAAAACUGGGUCGUGUCCACCAUCGACGCAGUGUUUGCCAUCACCCAGGCCAUCAAAAUCACCCUGACUGAAGUCUGCGGUAGCUACUUCACUUCAGGCAAAGGAGUCUGCGCCCAAUUUGCCGGUGAUGACAUCAAUGUGAAGAUUCUUGACAAUCUUGCAAAGGUUAACUUCCUCUGGAAACCCCAGAACCACACAUUUAUGUUCAAUGAAAGAGCGGGAAGCAUGGGGUAUGAUGUGUUCAAGUAUCAACAGAAAUACACCAAAAUUGGCCGGUCGGAUGGUGCACAAGCCGAGAUACUCCCUGAACACGAUGCCACGAUAAAGUACUAUCAGAACCUCCCCACUGGCUGCAGUCCUUGUGAUGCUUGUAAGAUUGGUUCCGUGCCGGACAAGAAGGAGAAAUUCACUUUAAUAGAGGGAGACGUCAUGAUUGGAGGUGUCUUUGAUGUGCAUCUUCGUGACACCUUUCCAUUCGCAUGUGCCGGUGUCAAGAAUGGAGUCGGCGGGUUCCAGCUCAUCGAAGCCUUCAACUUCGCCAUAGAACAGGUCAACAGCAAACGCGGCUGGUGGGGCAACAUUCUUCAAGGCGUCAAGCUGGGUGGUGUUGGCCUUGACGCAUGUGAGAGUGCUAUCCGAGCAGGGAACCUCAUCGCUGACUUCCACAGUGGUGUGAUCACGUUGGAAAAGAAUGGCCAGAAAGUUGACCCCAAGAAGAUCGUUGCGUAUGUUGGCGCUUCUUCGACUGACCGCUCCAUGCAGAUGGCUGAUGUGCUAACAGUGCUCGGGAUCCCACAAAUCAGUUACGGUUCAUCAGGCAUGCAGCUCAAGGACAGGAAGAAGUAUCCUUUCUUCACCCGGACCAUUCCGUCAGACGAAAAACAGAUGAAAGGCAUUGUGACACUGCUUAAGAAGUUUGACAUCGAUAAUAUCCAAGUCAUCAACUCUCCAGAUCCUUAUGGAAUAUCUGCCUCAACGGAGCUGAUCAGAAUAGCAAAAAAAAACGACAUAUGCAUUGCGCAGAACAUUACCUUCCAAGACCGUGGCGUCAUCACACCUCAGAGCGCCCAAGACCUUGUUAACUUACUUCUUAAUCGACCGAACGCAACUGUUGUAGUCACCAUCCUUCCCAACGACUACAUCAGUUUGUUUCUGAAGGCGGUUAAGGCCACUGGUAUCCAAGGAGCCGUAGGCAAGUUCAGGUUUAUUGCCUCCGAAGGCUGGGGCAAUGAUCCUACAGUAAUCAAAGGAGCAGAGAGCUUCCUCGACGGGACUGUCACCUUCAAUCUCGAGUCUGCGCCAGUUAAAGAUUUCGACAAAUACCUAAAGACGAAAUUUCCUAACAGUUACACCAGAAAUCCGUGGUUUUCCGAAUACUAUGAAAAGGUAUUCCAAUGUACUCUUCCUGGCAACAUCUUGCAGUACCCCAAACCAUGCCCUAAGACGACUGAAAGCGUCACGACAACUGCUGCAAAAUACAAACAGGACCCUCUAGUGAUGUACGUCGUCAACGCCGUGUAUUCCGCUGCUAUUGGGAUCAACCACGCUAUCAAGGACCUCUGCGGUACAAACCAUACAGGAUUGUGCGACAAGUGGAGAGCCAGUCAGAAUAAGAAGAUGGUCGUCCUUCAGGGUAUCAAGCAAAACACGUCCUUCACUGACGCAACCAACCAACUGUUCAAGUUCGUUGGUGAUGGAGAGAGCAUUCGAGGAUAUGAUGUCUACAGCCUUGACAAGUUGGCCAUUCAAGGGAACAUACUGGCUUAUAAAAGGAUUGGUAAAUAUGUAGAUGACUACAACCAGACAUCUGUCCUCAACCUUCAGUCUAACUACCAGUUCAAAUGGAACUCCAACUGCUCCUUCGAAGAAUCAUGUAACAUGUGUCCCUACAAAGCCAGGAAGAAGUCUAUCUAUAUGCAGGUUCCCAGUACAAAGGACAUCAAUAUGGUCGGGUUCUUCAAUAUUCAUGAGCCAGGUCCGAGCUACCUGAACUGUGGUAAGCUAGACAUCAAUGGAGGCUUUCAGCAAAUGUUGGCAUUCUUCUACGCACUUGAAAAGAUCAACGCUGGCAAAGUUGGGAGCGCUGACGUGAAGAUAGGAGGGUUGGCCAUUGAUACGUGUGCUAACGUCAACAGAAUGAGAAUUGACUUAUAUUCGUACCUUUCUGGAAAUGGCAUUUGCUACUAUGCGAAGUACACAGACCUCAUCAAACCAGAGACCGUCGUCAAUUACAUGACCCAGGGAGACACCUACAGUACAGCAGCUAGCCAGAUACUCGGCCCUAAGAAGAUCACUUCCAUCAGCCCAAUGGCCGAUUCUCCAGCUUUGAGUGACAACAACACUCAUCCAUUCUUUCUGAGGACUAUCCCACCUUGCACCAUUGAAGCAAAGGCUAUCGCAGAUAUCCUCAUUAAAUUCAAAUGGGAUUACUUUCUUGCUGUGUACAGUGAUGAUGCGUGUGGUAAAGCCAACAUCGCCGCCAUCCUCUCGAGUGUUGCAUCAUCCAAUGGUACGCUCUGUAUGGGGAAGAGUCUCAUGGUGCCGAAGGACGCAACUGCAGCAGAGGCAGCCUCCAUCAUUACUACUAUGGCUUACCAAUACAAGUACGGACGUGCUCUGGUGAUGUUUACCUCUGAAAGCGACACAACUCUCAUCUUGAACGCUGCCCAUGGUUACAGCCUGAUAAAUCGAUUCAUCUUCAUCGCAGGUCGUGGCUGGUCCAACAAGUUAUCAGUGCACAAAAAUGUCGAGCGCGUUGCACGUGGUGCUAUCACUCUAUCGAUACGCAACUACGGCGUAAGCGAUUUUAGGACCUGGACCCUAGGUCUGAAUAUGACGAAUCAGUACAAAAUCCCAAUCGAUUGGUUCCAUCAGUUUUGGCAAGAUACUCACCAGUGUUACAUCACAGGAAGCCUAGUCCGUGCACACCAAUACAAAGUCCCUUGUUCCAACACAGACGUCUUGACCCAAAGCAUGAUUCAAGACAACCCGGAUGUGUUGCAGACGAUUAUAGCUACGUACAUCACCGCAAGGGGGAUGUCAGACCUGUACAGAUCCCCCAAUUGUACAGUUGGGGCCUGCACAAACAUAAAGCUAGAAGACGUGAGAAGAACCCAGAUUUACAGCGCCAUCAAGUCAGCCAAUUUGGACGUCCUCCCAGACGACAUCAAAGAAGAUUUCAAGUUCCUCUUCCGGCUUGGUGGUUAUGGCAAUACUGGCUAUUUCGUUCAUAACCUACAGAAGUUCGGCAGUGACUACAAAUUUGUGAAGUUGGGCAAAUGGUCUGGUUCGCUGAAUAUCAACACAACCAAUUACAAAACCUACCAGGCCACUGGUCUUCCGUACCCACCGAACGCCAUCCCCACGUCUUCUUGCCCCAGCAGCGACCCGAGCUGUGGCUGUGAGAAAGUCAUACCUCAACCGGAAAACAGUACACUGAUUCCGCCACCGGUUAAAGAGGAGCCGUUCAAAGCGCCACUUGGGAUAGCUUUGGCUUGCCUCAACAUCAUCGGAGCAUUCAUGUGUUUCAUUCUCUUUUUCCACUUCAUCUGCUUCUAUCCAAAGAAGGGUGGUACCCAGAGUCUUGGUUUCUUCUGCCUCUUCUCCCUCAUGCUAAUGUUCAUUUUCAACUUUUCCUACCUUGUCCACGCCUGCGCGAUCACGUGUGGCGUUCGCAGAUUCUGCCAGGGUGUCAUUUACGCGAUGAUCUUUGCACCCAUGUGUGUUAAGGUCAUGAACACUUGGCGCAUUACAGGGCUCAUGAAAGACGACUUCGUAGUGAACAGCAGACGACGUUUCUCGCAUCCAGCCGGCCUGAUGAUGAUUGCCAUCUGUUUAAUCUUGGUCCAGGUUAUCAUAGGAACCGAAUGGUUGAUCAUAGAACCGCCAACAAUCGAAUACAUCAACUUCAAUGGACAGGAAUGGCCGCGAUGUGCACCCGAAUGGUUCUACAACCAGGGCCUUGUUCUCAGUUGCCUUUACGUUGUCUUCUUGAUGUGUCUAACGACCUUCUUUGCCGGAAUCUGCUGGCCGGUCAAGGAGAAUAACCACGAGGCUCGCUGGAUCAUGGGUGGGUCCGCCUUCGUAAUGGGGUCCUGGUUGGUUUGGUGUAUCGUUUCCACCAUGACAGACAUGCAGUACAGGGAUGGAGCCACAGCAAUAGGAAACUUGUUCUCUGGGUUCGGGCUACUUGGGUUUGUCUUCUUCAGGAAGUGCCAUCUACUUAACCAGUACAGGAAAGCCCAGAAGGAAAAGAAAACAAAGUUGGCGGACGGUCUGGAUUACCCCGACAAGGAUAGUGAAAAACAUUCCGUCCAUUCUACAAAAGACAGCAAAUCAGCAAUGUCCUAGAGACAACCUUAUUGAUGACUUGGAACAAAAUUGAUUUGAAGGUGCAAGCCACUGGAAAACGACAACUGUUCAGUCACAGGCCUAUAUAUCUUUAAUACACGUAGCGCAACCUUGUGCAAGUAUUAAAGUGGUACUGCUCGUGCGACAUAUGCUAUCGUUAUAUUUUUAUGUUUUUGUAAUUUAUUUUAGAUUUUAUGUAGUGUACAAAUUUAGAUACCGUUCUUAAGAUAUGCCAUAAAUUGAAAAUUAAACAAUCUAUUAGUUGAACAUUUAAAAGGUGAACUGAAUAUUGGUCGGUUGUGAUUGAGAUUUAGUUAAAACAGUCAUACUCGUAGUGACAUAACACAGCUGAAAUCGAUUGUUUCGUCGCGGAUUUAUUCACCUACCCUGGAGCAGCAGGACAAGGGUGUGAAGACAGUUGCAGCAGCAAAUCAAAGAUGCAUAAAACUAGGCCCAGUUAACCUUAUUAACUGACAUCACUCUGUAAAUGCCAACGUUUCGGAAGAAUUUGCUUCAAAUCUCGCAGUCCGUCUCGAGCGGACAUAUCAUCUUUCUAGCUAGCUGUAAAUAGCAUGACAAGCCGCACCCACCCGCACACCCAAAUGGACUAAGGGGGCCUGAAUAUGCAUGAUCGGAAACUGUUAUUUUACACGAUCUUCUGCCCAUAUAUUUCGAUAUGGUAAAGAGAAUAAACGACAGUAUUAAUGAAAUUUGAUAUAAACAUAAAUGAGUGGAUACCGAUGACACAUUUGAACGUUUUGAACACCUUCACAGUCACUAGUGGCAAAAACGAAACUUCUGUCUGGGCACAAUCCAUAUGGGAGAGUUUCCUUCCAAAUUGCUAGCAGUCCGGAUUGAUGCGGGACAGCUGUCCAUAACCAUAUUCAUUUUCGUAUGCUAUGACCUUAUUCACUGGUUGUGACAAUGUAUGUAUAGUAAAAUUGAAAUGUGUAAAGAAUGUCUGUAACUAAUUUUAAUAAACAAUAUUCACACUA
Molecule: messenger RNA, 9601 nt
Organism: Lineus longissimus
Lineage: Eukaryota; Metazoa; Nemertea; Pilidiophora; Heteronemertea; Lineidae
Exons: 15
Coding region: 141-8606 (2821 amino acids)
Biological process (GO): regulation of synaptic transmission, glutamatergic; G protein-coupled glutamate receptor signaling pathway
Cellular component (GO): plasma membrane
Molecular function (GO): group II metabotropic glutamate receptor activity
Source: RefSeq, a predicted model, not a curated record